UAAAUAAAAAUAAGUCAUGAUCACGCUAUGGUGUAGUCUUCAUUUUUCUGUUAUACAGCUGUAUUUUAUAAGAGAUGUGACAGAUCAGGGUGAAUUAGCACAAACCCCGUGAAAGAAAAACAUGAAACACUGAAGCAGAGCAAUUGAACAUUUAAAGUGUGUAAAAGAUUUCAAUAAACUCUCUUAAGAUGUUUGUAGAAGAGAAAAACAAAAGCUUCGUCGUCUGUUGUUCUCUGGAAAUACAGAAUAAACAUCAGUGUCAGUUUCCUCAAAUCACUGUCAUUGAUCAGUUUCAGUUUAUUAAAGGCAUCUGUAAGGCCCAUCAUGUCAGAAACAGAAAUGUGUUCAAUUAACAUGAAUGGACACUGAAAAUAUGACUUAAUAUGAAAGAAUCCAGCAGUAAUGGUUUGAAAUGUGAGUAAACCGAACAGAGCUUAAUUCCUACAUGAUGCCAUCUGCUGCACCAAUGAGAUUCUUCAGCGUCACACACUUUUGACUCUUUACACACGCGCACACACACACACACACACACACACACACACAGUCAUGUGAACGCAAGAAAAAGCAAAGACUGACUGACAUUUAGCUCUCACAAGUUAUCACAAACAUCUGCAUGUGUAUUGAUAUAGAGCUCAUUUUUGUGACCGCAUCGGAUUAUAAAUCAGAAUUUAACCGAUUUCCCUCGAGCUCCAGACCCUCAUCCUCUACAGGACUGAUCACUUAUAUUUGAAGGGUUUCGGGUGUGAAAGUGAGGGCGCCAGCGCGCGGGCGGACCGACUGACUGACUGAAGAAAGAUGGACGCGCAGCCGCCCGUCCUCGCGCACAGCCGCACCGGUGCGCGCCCGCCGGCUCUGUGACAUGGACGAAAGAGCUAAACACGGCGAGAGAAACGCGAAAACACGAGUGGCCGUUUCGCGGUGUUCAACACAGAAGCGGACACGUUUCCUUCUGUCGCAUUUUUUCCACGCGGCGCGUCAUUCGCGCUCAUCCGACUGGCUUUCGUAGCGUCGGUGAUUUUUUUAAGGAAUAUUACGGGAUUCUCUAAAGACUGAGCGGCCUGUGCUUAUUAAACACGAGCAACCGAAAGACUGCGCUGACAUUAGUCCAUAUUUCCAAAUAACGAAGGAAAAGACGGAAACAUGAGCCUGAGAGAGAGAGCGAGAGUGCAUCAGUAUUCACUGGAGGGGAGGGGGAGGAGCCUCGUAAAUCCCUCAGCCAAUGGUGUGUGAGUGAGGCAGAGCGCAGCAUCAUUUCAUUGACUCUCCUCCAUCAGCUGAGCUGUAAUUCUGCUGCUGCCGCUGGAGUUUUUCAGGGACAAAGGAUGAGAUCACUCGACUCUUUCUCUCUUCAUUGACAAACCUUUCAUCUUCAUCUCUUCCUCGUUGUCAUGCAUGUCAUUCUCUUCAUCUCUGGCUUGGGUUUGUGAAGAAAGACACUGGUGUGGAAUGAACGUUUCCUGCUGGGAUGAGGUGACCAGGAUGCAGUCGUGCUCUUUCAGUCUGUGAACAAACGGCAUCAGUGAGAGGAGGAGGGGGAGGGGAGCCCAAGAGAGAGAGAGAGAGCACCUGUUCCUCUGCUAUGAUCCAGCAUCAUGGAUAUGAACCUUCAGUCUCAUCGAUUCUUCUUCCCUCAGAUGUUCUGUGAUGCCGGCGUUCAGCUCACUGAUAUUAAGAUCAGCGAGCAGAGCAUAUGUCAGGCUCGUGCGUCUGUCAUGGUGUACGAUGACUCCAGUAAGAAGUGGGUUCCCAUUAAAGCGGGUCAGCAGGGCUUCAGUCGAAUCAACAUCUAUCACAGCACGAACACCAACACUUUCCGUGUGGUGGGGGUCAAACUCCAAGACCAGCAGGUGGUCAUCAACUACUCCAUAGUUAAAGGACUAAAAUACAACCAGGCGACGCCCACUUUCCACCAGUGGCGUGACGCCCGUCAGGUGUACGGACUGAACUUUGCCAGUAAAGAAGAGGCCACCACCUUCUCAAACGCCAUGCUGUUCGCUCUCAAUGUCCUCAGCGGUCAAGAUGGAGGUCCUGGUGUUCAGCGUCAGCUUCAGAAUGGACCCUGCACAGAAGAACUGGAGGUGCAGAGAAGGCAAAUGGAAAUUCAGCAGCAACAGAUGCAGGCGCAUAUCGAGAGAGAGAGACGGUCGUCCAACUCAGGUUCUCCCUUUCAGGGAGUUCCGGCAGUUCUGUCCGUAGCUCCGCCUCCUCUGUUUAUGCCGCCUCCUCUUUCGAUGGGCGGACCCUGUCCUCUGCCCCCACCCCCUCCGGGACCUCCCCCUCCCUCUGCAGGAGCACCGCCCCCACCGCCCCCUCCUUUACCUGUGGCUGGAUACGGAGGUCACGGAUCGUCGCAGGAGGAAGGUCAAGCCCCCACCGGUCUCGCCGCCAUGAUCGCUGGAGCCAAACUGCGGCGCGUUCAAAGGGCCGAGGAAAACUCUGCGUCCGGUGCCAAGAACGAUGCCAACCGCUCGAGCGGAGGGAGCGGAGGUCUGAUGGAGGAGAUGAACGCUCUACUCGCACGGAGACGGAAAGCAGUCGACGAGAAGAAAGAUGGAGACGGUCCGAAUGAUGAUCCCAACUCUCCGUCGCCGAUGUGUCGCGGGCAGAACGAUGGUGUAAAGAAACCGUGGGAUCGCGCCAACUCAGCCGAGAGAUCUUCACUGGUGUCCCGGGUUCGGCCUGUGGGAAGCAUGAAUGAUUCGGACUCUUUAGACUUUGACAGAAUGAAGCAGGAAAUCUUGGAGGAGGUGGUUCGUGAACUCCACAAGGUGAAGGAUGAAAUCAUUGAUGCCAUUAGACAUGAACUCAGUAGAAUCAGUACCACAUAAUGUUCAUCUGGACCUGCUCCGUGUUUUCUGGACCCAAACCCCUGGCAGAAGCUGCUGUAGCUGGUGAUGAAGAGGAUGAUGAUGAUGAUGACGUCCAUCAACGUUACUGCCGUAUUAAAGCAGACGGCUGCAUUUGCUCUAACAUGACGGCAACGUUGAGUUGGUCCUGCAUUUAAACGUGUUUAUGGAACGAAGCACCUCUUGCACUGAACUUCGAUGUUUUCAAUUGAUCUUUGGUGACAUCUUUACAAAUCCUUUUGCAGAAAUAAAAGAUUGUUUUCUUUUUAUUAUUAUUUAUUUUUAUUAUGACUGUAGUAGUAGUGUUUUCAUGUAGGGUAGUGCUAGAACUAAGAAUCAAUAAAUAAUAAUAUUAAUGAUUAUAAUUAUAUUGUUGCACAUCAAUUCAGAAUUUGCCUUUUAUAUUUUAGUUUUUCAUUUUCUGACGGUUCAUUUCUCAUUACAUCUUUUUAUGAAAGAGUUUUUUCCCCAAAUCCCUUUGGCUAUCAUAUUAAAUCACAGAUGGGAGUUUUUUAUCGGUUUUAAAUGGAAAAGAAGCAAAAAUUACAGUGAAAUGCAGAAAACAUCAAUAUACAUCAGAGUAUUUGUGAUCAUGUUGUUUAUAAAAAUGUUCAUUGACUGCAAGGACAUGUUGAAGUAUUGUUGUGUUUUAUGAUUUCUCUUUUUGACCAAGUGCUUCCUGGUUUUGAAAAAAUGACUUCACACAAAAAAAGAAUUGAAAUAAAACUGUGAAGGACGUGUUGAAUAAAUAUGUGAUGUUGUCUGUAAUUGUGAAAAUGAUGUUGUGUUUGUGGAGAAUAACGGAGUGAAAGCUUUCUAAUAAAACAAACAAAUCAUUGAAAUAAAUGUGGCGCGUCACACCGACACACAUUAAACACCAGCACUUCAUUUAUUCAUGAUUUAUUGUGGCCAUACAAAUGACAAAUAAAAACUCUAGAAUCCACGUUUGUUUAUUGAUUUGAAGUCCAAAAGAGCCACACUUUGAAUCUUUUAACACUACUGCAACUACAAACACCAUGAAGAAAUACACAAACAUUCCUCACUCAAAUUAUUUCCUAGAAA
Triplophysa rosa is the source of this 3908-nucleotide messenger RNA. It is a transcript of the gene evlb, whose product is annotated as Enah/Vasp-like b. Bases 1593 to 2828 code for a protein of 411 amino acids. Gene Ontology annotation, biological process: actin polymerization or depolymerization; protein homotetramerization; positive regulation of actin filament polymerization. Gene Ontology annotation, molecular function: SH3 domain binding; profilin binding; actin binding. The record is from RefSeq and is a predicted model, not a curated record. Gene Ontology annotation, cellular component: cytoskeleton. The transcript is spliced from 14 exons. Lineage: Eukaryota; Metazoa; Chordata; Actinopteri; Cypriniformes; Nemacheilidae.